Exophiala aquamarina CBS 119918 is the source of this 1275-nucleotide messenger RNA. RefSeq lists its product as uncharacterized. Lineage: Eukaryota; Fungi; Ascomycota; Eurotiomycetes; Chaetothyriales; Herpotrichiellaceae. The transcript is spliced from 2 exons. The record is from RefSeq and is a predicted model, not a curated record. The coding region runs from base 1 to 1275 and encodes 424 amino acids.
AUGUCCUCCUUUCACGUUAUCGAACAUCAAAUUCCUUGCCAGCAUAUUCGGGAAUAUGCCCGCGCAACCAGCGGAUCUCAAGAGACAGUCUUACAUCUAGCUGUAAAGCAAUAUGUGCCAAAAGACAAUCCAAAUCCCCAACCAGGAGAUGUCACGAUCGUCGGAGCGCAUGCGAACGGAUUUCCCAAGGAGCUGUACGAACCGUUAUGGGAUGAUCUACAUGCUCGAUCAAAGAAAAAUGGCUUCCGCAUCAGAAGUGUUUGGAUAGCUGAUGUAGCACACCAAGGCCAAAGUAGUGUCUUGAACGAGCAGCUCCUUGGAAAUGACCCCAACUGGAAUGACCACCCACGAGAUUUAUUACAUUUGAUCAAUCUCAAGAGAGAUCAAAUGCCGCGGCCGUUGAUUGGCAUUGGCCAUUCUAUGGGAGGUAACCAUCUUGUCAAUCUUGCCUACAUGCACCCGCGACUGCUCACCACGCUUGUUUUGAUCGAUCCGGUCAUUCAAAGAUACUCAAGUGUGGCACCCGAAGUCGGUCCUAGUCCAGCUCGUUUGUCUACAUUUCGUCGGGAUAUAUGGCCUUCGCGAGAGGAGGCUGCCAAAGGGUUCAAGAGCAGCAAGUUUUACCAAGCUUGGGACCCUAGAGUCCUUGAGCGAUUUGUCAAAUAUGGCCUGAGGGACCUCCCGACUCUACUACAUCCAACUGAAUCGAGCAGGAAGCCACCUCAGGUCACCUUGACAACGCCCGUUCCUCAAGAAGUAUUCACUUUCUUACGACCAAAUUACGAAGGCAAUGGCGUCGACGGGAAGGCAAUCAAUCUCCAGACCCACCCAGACUUGAACCCUAGCCUACCCACCAUCGCUCCCUUCUACCGUGCUGAGGGUCCUCAAGCAUUUUUCCGUCUUCAAGAACUACGUCCCAGCGUUCUGUAUGUCUUUGGAGGGAAAUCAGACGUUGGAACGCCCGAAAGCUGCAAGGAGAAGAUGGACAACACCGGAGUUGGCGUUGGCGGUAGUGGAGGUGCACCUCUAGGCCGAGUUCGGAGUGUGGUAUUUGAGGAUAUCGGGCAUCUGAUCGCAAUGGAAGCGGUCGACAGGACAGCAAUUCACGCGAGCGAAUGGGUUGGAAGCGAGAUUAAGCUGUGGAAACAAGAUGAAGAGGAACACAACCGGACUUGGAAUUCGAAAUCUCUUGUCGAAAAGCAGUCGAUCGAUGAACAGUGGAAGGCAAUGAUGGGAGGACCAAUGGAGAGAAAGCCCAAACAGCAGAAACUAUAG